UGUCAAUAAAAAAGCAGCUUGAUUGGAAUAUUAGGAAAAAUUAUUACAGUUUAACGCAAAUCCAUGAGUAAUUUUUUUCUUAGUGCAUUCCGGGACGAAAUUCAAUCUCCUGCAACGAGGACGACCUGCCACCUGGGCGACACACUUCAUUCGAUUGUCGAGAUUGUCGGAGGAAUAGAUUGAUGCCCGACGGCUUGGCGAAAACUCUGCAAAACAAUUUCAAAAUUUCAGUCUCUGAAGGGAAAUCAAAAUCAAAAUCCACAUAGACCAUAUUCAGAGCCAGUGAAAAUGACUCUGCUUUCGGGUGCCUCAGCCACGGGAUUUUAUGGUCACAGGCCAUCGAAGCGGAUCAGCUGGCGGCGAUUGGUGGCCCUACUGCCGCAGUCCAUAGUCCUGCCAUUAAAUCGCAGGACCCCCACAUCGUAUCUGGAUAUGAGGGCCCUGAAUCUCGUCCAGCGACGUCUUCAGGAGGAUUUCAUGGGCUGUGAGGCGUUGUGGACCAUUUUCGUGGCUGCCGCCUGGAGCCAUCGUUACAGGACAAGAUUGAGACCACUGCCCAGCCACUGGAGCACCAUCGAUCUGGUGUGUAAUACCCUGGGUGAUGCCCCCCGACUGGAGGCACUGCAGCACCAGCUCAUGCACAGCGACUACCAGGCCUGCUCUCCCAAUGUGGUGCGUUUGCUAACGGACAUCUUGGUGGAUCAAGCCGAUCGCGUGUCCUUGAGCUCCCUGCGACCUUGUGAGUUUGCGGAGCUGUACGCUCACCUCGGGAUGCCCACUCCCCAUCGUCCACCCACCCAGAUCUUCGAGGUGCGAACGGGCAAGGGAAAUCGCAGAGGUGAGGCCUAUGCUCGUCUGCGGCAGGAAAAAAAGGAAUCCGUUCGCCUUGGUUUCUAUGGCUGCAAAUUGGAGAAGCUAUACUCGCUGCUCAACCAAAAUUCCCUAUCGGAUGGAAAGUGUCUGGAACUCACCAGCGAUGUCAAUGAAGCUCUGGCCAAGAGUAAACCCCAGGCUGGUUUGGGUGGCUCCCGAUGCGGUUCCAUUCUCCGUUGCGUGGCCAUAGUUGAAUUCGUUUUCCAGGACAAUGAAACCAGUGCGGAUAAAAAGCAUGUGAUCAUCAAGGAGGCGGAAACCAUGCAGGUAUCCUAUCUACUGUUUUAUGGCCAGAGUUGUUAUGAACAUGCGGUCGAGAAGCAAAUGCAACUGAUGGCGCAUCCUUGUCGGAAGAUUUUCAACUGGCUGGAAGGACACCAGGAUGAAGCCAUUUCCCUGGGCGUUGGAGUGCUGAUCGUUUCCUCGAUGGCUAACUUUGGCUGCAGUUUCUUUCGAUUUUUUGCCCGCACUGGCUUACACGUUCUCAAGCGAGGACUGCUGUGAAAAUUGAUAAUCGUAAACUUUUAUUUUUACCCAUUGUAAUAUCCUGUGACCUUGAACUCCGGCAGGGUUUUGUUACGGUCUGGACUUUGAUUCCCCAUCAAAGACGGCAACAAAACUCCGUGGGGCAGUGACAGGCAUCAAGUGAUGUGCGAAAUGAAAUCGAUUUGUGUCUUUAAA
Messenger RNA from Drosophila rhopaloa, 1554 nucleotides. RefSeq names its product protein mono-ADP-ribosyltransferase Parp16 (gene Parp16). Lineage: Eukaryota; Metazoa; Arthropoda; Insecta; Diptera; Drosophilidae. The record is from RefSeq and is a predicted model, not a curated record. Gene Ontology annotation, biological process: endoplasmic reticulum unfolded protein response. Gene Ontology annotation, molecular function: protein serine/threonine kinase activator activity; kinase binding. Bases 289 to 1377 code for a protein of 362 amino acids. Gene Ontology annotation, cellular component: endoplasmic reticulum tubular network; nuclear envelope; membrane. The transcript has a single exon.